Messenger RNA from Cordyceps fumosorosea ARSEF 2679, 2142 nucleotides. RefSeq names its product CCCH zinc finger and SMR domain containing protein. Gene Ontology annotation, biological process: negative regulation of DNA-templated transcription. The record is from RefSeq and is a predicted model, not a curated record. Gene Ontology annotation, cellular component: nucleus. Lineage: Eukaryota; Fungi; Ascomycota; Sordariomycetes; Hypocreales; Cordycipitaceae. Gene Ontology annotation, molecular function: metal ion binding; RNA binding. The transcript has 3 exons. Bases 1 to 2142 code for a protein of 713 amino acids.
AUGGUCUCGGAUGAGCACUACGAACUCUGCUUGCCCAUCCUGCAGGACACCGCCCUCGAAGAUGAAGAUAAGACAGACAAGCUCGAGGAGCUGCUGAAGAAGGAGACCAACUUGACCGGCACGUCGCUCGACAAUGUAGUCCUCGACGCCCUUUGGCGAUUUCGAGAGGGUGCCACGGCCUCGGCCUCACCACCGCCCAUCCGCCACUCCAUCCUCAGACGCCCUUCUCCCGCAUCGUGGCGUCACGGCGGAACUCCCGCGUCGAGCUCUCCGCGCCUUGGUGUCAGUCCUCUUGCGCCGCCCGGCUUCGUACCCUCGACGUACCGAUCCAUAUCAUCAACUGCAUCGCCCUUUUCCUCGCCACGAGCUUCCCCUCGCCUCGCCUUUGCAACACCCGCGAUCCCCCAUAGCCCCAACCUCAACGCCUACGAAUUCGCCAGUGACCCAACUCCUGCUCCCGAGAUACUAGGCGACUAUCAGACGGAAAAUGUGGAAUGGUUGGUCAAUGACGAUAAUGCGAGUGUUUCGUCUGUCGGAACUUCGAGUGGGCUCAAUGCUGCUGCUCCGGAAUUUUCUUCCUCCAUGUCUGCACAGCAGCUUGACAUGUCCCCCUACGAUAUGCUUCGCUCUAUUCUGGGCCACUCCCAAACCGAUGACGAAAUCGAAAAUGCACUUGCAUCUCACGGCUAUGACUUGAGCGCCACCAUCGCCUCCAUCAUGGAAAGCCAAGCAGCCGACGGCAAUUACACAACAACUGAUGAUACCAGAAACGUCUUGAUUGGGAAGUCCAUAGCUCCGGAUAGCCGCCCAGCUACACCCACCUCGGCCCAAAAGGCUGGCGUCAUUUGCAAGUUCUACAUGUCGACCGGCCAGUGUCUUAGGGCCGACUGCCGCUUUAGCCACGACCUCAGUAAUCAUCUGUGCAAAUACUGGGUCAUGGGAAAUUGUCUAGCGGGCGAAACUUGCAUCUUCUCUCAUGAUCCUGCCAAACUGGCGAGCAGACUGACCCUGGACGGUUCUAGUACACCACCCUCUCGGGGACAGUCUGCCUUGCAGCUGCAAGAUUUGAGCUCAUUUCCCUCUUUAAGCUCAGGACCAGCUUCAGAUGGAUACCACAGCGGAACUGCCACGCCGCCGCCUGGAUUUCGACCUUUUCAUGGCACAGAGAGCCCUCGGUCGCGAUCUCGUCCUAGCAGUCGCCAGCAUGCGAAAGAGCCACCCAUGACCGCUCCAGCCUUGGAUGACAACGAGGCAUUCCCGACUCUGGGCUCCGCUUUGCUGAAGCAGGGCAAGAAGCAUCACGGAAAAAGAGGCGGCCACGGCCAUGCGCAUAAAGACAAUUUUGCUCCGAGUUCCCUUGCCGACAUCGUCAAGACGGCGCCUUCGCCUGUCCCCGGCGGCUCACCUCGUCUAGAGGCCCGGAGGCUCAACGGAGGCGCGGCAUUGUUCAAAAACGGAGAAAAUAGCGCUGCGGCUCUCGCGAUUCCCAGUCCCAAACACAUUCCGUGGUUGGAGACUGGAGAGCACGCCAACAAGGCGUAUUUGAAGGCUCGCCAGGAAGCCAUUAAGCACGGUGGACUACGAAACAAAUUUCUUCAAAGCGCGGCGCAAGCCUGGAACCGCAAUGAUGCGAGAGCAGCCAAGGCUCUCAGUUUACGGGGCCAGAGCGAGAACGACUUGAUGAGGCAAGCCCAUCGCGAGGCUGCCCGUGAGCUCUACGAAGAGCGUAACAAGCCAGUCGGCGACAUGGCCGAGAUUUAUGUUGACCUCCACGGGCUGCAUCCUGAUGAAGCGGUAGAAUACCUGGAAAAGAUUCUGAUGGACAAUUCCAAGGAAUCCCGACCUGUGUAUGCCAUUACCGGUACCGGACAUCACAGCAAAAAUGGAAAAGACAAGGUGGGCAAGUCAAUUAGAAACUUCCUCAACGAAUGGAGAUAUGCCUACCGGGAGUUUUCGGUUCCGGGGGACCGGAAUAACAUGGGAGGCAUCCUCGGAAUAGACGCAAGAAGCUGGGAUAAAUCAUUAGCUAGACAAGAGGAUAAGUCGGUAGACAUACUCAGCCAAGGCGUGGAGAUUGGCGACGGCAAAGUCAGGCUCUUGGUGCGAGACGGCCCAAAGACGGCCGCCGGCGCAAGACGAUGA